AUGGUGAGGCGGGCGAGUCGCGGAACUACGGGGGUGAGUGAGACGCUUCGCUCCCGUGAUGGUGCUAUCAUCGCAGGUCUGGGCGAGCGGCUAAGUCGGUGGAAAGAGAAUUUUGACGAGCUACUCAAUCAUCCGACUCCGGCGACGGAAGUGGCCCUUGAACCGACCGAUGAAUACGACUGCAACAGUGCACCCCCAACGGCUCCUGGUGAGGAUAGUAUACCUGCAAAAGUAUAUAAAGCCGUGCCAGAUGUAUUCGCCUCGUGGGUUCAUCGUGUCUUCAAUGCGGUCUGGCUCUCUGAGACCAACCCUGCCGAUUGGAAUGAGGCCAUCCUACUACCUUUUUUCAAAAAGUGUCAUAGGAGACUCUGCUCGAACUACAGCGGAAUCAGCCUCAUCGACGUGGUGGCCAAAGUAUUUGCAGUGCUUCUCCUGCGCAGAUUUCAAGGCAUCCGUGAUCUGCGAACUCGCCCCUCUCAGGGUGGCUUCCGCUCAGGUAGAGGCUGUGUUGAUCAGAUCUUCAACCUGCGGCGCACCAUCGAACAACGCUGGGCAUACCAGCAACCAACAAUCCUAUGCUUCGUCGACUUUGCGGCUGCUUUCGACACCGUUGAUAGAGGCUCACUCAGGCGUAUCAUGGAGGCCGAUGGCAUUUCCUCUAAACUCAUUCGUCUCAUCAAGGGCUAUUACCGGUCGACGCGAGCCCGUGUUCGUGCUUAUGGUGAAGAGUCGGAGACGUUUGAAGUGAAGACUGGUAUGCGGCAAGGGUGUGCCCUGUCCCCUACCCUAUUCAACUAUACAAUCGACUACAUCCUCGGCAAGGCCCUUCGGGACUACGCUGGAGUUGCGGUUGUCCUGGCAGCACAAAUGGAUUUAGAGACGGAAAGACUGGGGAAGAUCUCUCUCUCUCUCUCCCUCUCUCUCUCCCUCUCUCUCUCCCUCUCUCUCUCUCUCUCUCUCUGCACUGCCCGUACUCUCUCUCUCUCUCUCUCUCUCUCUCUCCGUAAGGUUAGACCCCACAACACACUAACGUUUUUCCUCUCCUCACUCCCUUCUAAACGUAUCUAUAUUUUCUUUCCGUUUUAUAUUUUUUCACUCACUUCUCACCACUUUUCCCACACAAAAACAUGCAAUCACACACACAGAGAAUAA
This is a messenger RNA of Acanthosepion pharaonis, 1152 nucleotides long. The record is from the annotation of a GenBank genome assembly. Lineage: Eukaryota; Metazoa; Mollusca; Cephalopoda; Sepiida; Sepiidae.